This is a messenger RNA of Ilex paraguariensis (yerba mate), 1568 nucleotides long. Lineage: Eukaryota; Viridiplantae; Streptophyta; Magnoliopsida; Aquifoliales; Aquifoliaceae. The record is from the annotation of a GenBank genome assembly.
AUGCGUGUUGGAAUGAUUGAGCAAUCACUUGUCCUGUUUGAUGCAAUGAAGUUAGAAGGUUUGAGACCGAAUGAUUUCACGUGGAAUGCGCUGAUAGCAGGGUAUGCUAGAAAAGGACUUUGUGAUGGAGCUUUUGCAUUGUUCUCUAGAAUGAGUGAAGAGGGUCUGCCUCCAGAUUUGGUUACUUGGAAUGCAAUGAUUUCAGGAUUAGUUCAAGGUCAAUGUGCUGUUGAAGCUCUGGAGGUGUUCCGGGACAUGUUGAUUGCCGGAAUUAAGCCUAACCAUGUGACUGUUACAGGGCUGCUUCCUGCAUGUGCAUUGAUGAAUUCAAUUCAAAUAGGGAAAGAAAUCCAUGGCCUCAUAAACAGGAUGGUUCUUUAUAUGAAUGUCUUUGUCACUAGCGCUCUUAUUGACAUAUACUCCAAAUGUGGAAGUGUUAAAGAUGCUCAGAAUGUGUUUAAUGAGAUUCCUAUUAAGAAUGUUGCAUCAUGGAAUGCUAUGAUAGGAUGUUAUGGGAAGCAUGGCCUGGUUGAUUGUGCGAUCCAACUGUUUGAGACGAUGCAAGAUAGGGAAAUGCAGGCAAAUCAAGUCACUUUAAUCUGUGUUCUUUCUGCUUGUAGCCAUGGUGGAUUAGUUGAGAAAGGUUUGACAAUUUUUAGGUGCAUGAGAGAAAUGUAUGGCAUUGAAGCCAGCAAGGAGCAUUAUGCUUGUGUCGUGGAUCUUCUGUGUCGUUCUGGAAGGGUGGAUGACGCUUAUAGUUUUGUGAAAGAAAUGCCAAUUCGAGCCACAGAUUCAAUUAUUGGGGCUUUCUUCAAUGGGUGUAAAGUUCACAACAGAAGAGAUCUAGCUGAAAAGAUAGCAGAAGAUAUCUUGAGAAUGAAGUUGAAUAGGCCCGGAGGUCUUGUGACGCUGUCCAAUAUUCAUGCUUCUGAGGGAGAAUGGGAAGAGGUUGAGAAUGUAAGGAAGAUGAUGAAGGAGAAGGGAGUCCACAAGAACCUGGUUUCAGUUGGGUUGAGGAGAAGAACGAGUUCUCCAAAGUGAGACUAGGGAAAGCAAGCACGGGAAUUUGAGAUUGCAAGUAGUAUAUAUAUGAUGAUACGAUUGCUUUAUUCCCUUCUCAAAAUCGUCCAUAAAUUUAGUGAAAACAAAAAGUGUUUAUCGCCAUCUCAAAAUCGUCCAUACAUUUACAGAAAACAAAAAGUGGCAGACUGUUUAGCAAACUUCAGCUGCGAUUCUGAGUCUGACCAAUUGUUUUCUCUACAGCUGGUCUUCCUCAACAAACCAAGGUUUACUUCCCUUGAUAAAGUGAGCUUAUUGAAUAUCAGUUUGGUAUCAUUCCUUUCAGCCAGCACAACCAAACACUGGAAGCCCAGUUUGGGCAAGCUAUAAUAUGGAACUGUCUAGAAUCAAUAUGACACAGCUGUAGUUGUUCAACUUUCAGAUGACUUAAAUUUUUGAAAUGGCUAAAGCGCAAAAUGAAGUUCCAGAACGUUUGAAACUUAAGUGAACUUUGGACUCUGAAUAACUUAAUCACUUCACUUGAUCACUUUGUUGCUGAAUCAUGUGGA